Molecule: messenger RNA, 802 nt
Organism: Salvia splendens (bonfire salvia)
Lineage: Eukaryota; Viridiplantae; Streptophyta; Magnoliopsida; Lamiales; Lamiaceae
Product: auxin-induced protein 22C
Exons: 3
Coding region: 71-598 (175 amino acids)
Biological process (GO): regulation of DNA-templated transcription
Cellular component (GO): nucleus
Source: RefSeq, a predicted model, not a curated record
AACAUAUUUUUCACCAAAUACUAAACCAACAACCCCCAAAAAAAAACCCUUUACCUUAAUUCACCGGAAAAUGGAGAAAAGCGGCGGAGGACUCGAGACGGAGCUGCGGCUCGGGCUCCCCGGAGGGGAAGUGGAUACCAAGAAUGAGAAGAAGAGGGUUUAUGAGGAGUUUGAUGGGUGUGAGGAUAGGGCGGCGGUGUGCAAGAAUCAGGUGGUGGGGUGGCCCCCGGUGGCGGUGUUCCGGCGCAAGAACAGCUUCAAUGAGGGGAAAAUGUAUGUGAAGGUUAGCAUGGAUGGAGCUCCUUUUCUUAGGAAGGUUGAUUUGACCAUGCACAAAGGCUAUUCUGAGCUUGUUAGGGCUCUUGAAGAUUUGUUUGGCUGUUUUGGAAUUGGGGAAGCAUUGAAGGAGGACGAAGAAAAUUAUGAAUUUGUUCCCAUCUAUGAGGACAAAGAUGGGGACUGGAUGCUUCUUGGAGAUGUUCCAUGGGAGAUGUUUGCAGAAUCAUGCAAGAGGCUGAGGGUGAUGAAAAGGGUUGAAGCAAAUGGUGUUGGGCUUCAUGCAAAGGAUCUUCUCAAGGGACUUUCCAAAGAGGAUUAGCUUUGUGUUUCACUUAGUUGAGAUGGAUAAAAAUGUCUUUUCACCACCUUAAUUAAUCACUAUCUGUUAUGAAUUAGUAAGUUUAAAUUUAAAUGUGACUUCAAUUCAUUAUAGAGACUUGAGGUAUUUAAUUUGAAGAACUGAUUGUAUGUUUUUUUGUUGACGAUUGCACUAUUGAAUUGGCAUGUAAGGGUGCUUGCUUAA